Molecule: messenger RNA, 2719 nt
Organism: Tachysurus fulvidraco (yellow catfish)
Lineage: Eukaryota; Metazoa; Chordata; Actinopteri; Siluriformes; Bagridae
Product: DNA-directed RNA polymerase II subunit RPB1-like
Exons: 1
Coding region: 324-2090 (588 amino acids)
Source: RefSeq, a predicted model, not a curated record
UUGAGACUUGACUCAGACUUGAGUUAAAUGACUCAGAGAUGGGGGACUCGAUUUGACUCGAGUCAGACUUAAGUCACAAAUUUGAGACUUGAGACUUGCUUGACAAUUCAAUAUGAUCAACGUCAGUUCUUAACUUUUUUCCAUUGGAAAUAAAGAUCGGUCUUCCUGACACUUCCUGUUUGGACUUAACACAGCUGAACACUAAGGGCUCAUUUCUUCAUGAUAUCAUUGUGGACACGUUUUUUUGGUCCGUCGUGGUCCGUUAUGCCUUCACUACUGAGUUAGUUAGAACGAUAUCUCCCAAUGUUAGUAGGGCUGUGGAGAUGUGGAGCUAUCAAAAACACACUCAGUAUACAUCCGUGUCUACAGCACCUUCUUCACCUCAGUAUACAUCCGUGUCUACAUCCGUGUCUACAUCCGUGUCUACAGCACCUUCUUCACCUCAGUAUACAUCCGUGUCUACAGCACCAUCUUCACCUCAGUAUACAUCCGUGUCUACAGCACCUUCUUCACCUCAGUAUACAUCCGUGUCUACAGCACCUUCUUCACCUCAGUAUACAUCCGUGUCUACAGCACCUUCUUCACGUCAGUAUACAUCCGUGUCUACAUCCGUGUCUACAGCACCUUCUUCACCUCAGUAUACAUCCGUGUCUACAUCCGUGUCUACAGCACCUUCUUCACCUCAGUAUACAUCCGUGUCUACAGCACCUUCUUCACGUCAGUAUACAUCCGUGUCUACAUCCGUGUCUACAGCACCUUCUUCACCUCAGUAUACAUCCGUGUCUACAUCCGUGUCUACAGCACCUUCUUCACCUCAGUAUACAUCCGUGUCUACAUCCGUGUCUACAGCACCUUCUUCACCUCAGUAUACAUCCGUGUCUACAUCCGUGUCUACAGCACCUUCUUCACCUCAGUAUACAUCCGUGUCUACAGCACCUUCUUCACCUCAGUAUACAUCCGUGUCUACAUCCGUGUCUACAGCACCUUCUUCACCUCAGUAUACAUCCGUGUCUACAUCCGUGUCUACAGCACCUUCUUCACCUCAGUAUACAUCCGUGUCUACAGCACCUUCUUCACCUCAGUAUACAUCCGUGUCUACAUCCGUGUCUACAGCACCUUCUUCACCUCAGUAUACAUCCGUGUCUACAUCCGUGUCUACAUCCGUGUCUACAGCACCUUCUUUACCUCAGUAUACAUCCGUGUCUACAUCCGUGUCUACAGCACCAUCUUCACCUCAGUAUACAUCCGUGUCUACAGCACCUUCUUCACCUCAGUAUACAUCCGUGUCUACAUCCGUGUCUACAGCACCUUCUUCACCUCAGUAUACAUCCGUGUCUACAGCACCAUCUUCACCUCAGUAUACAUCCGUGUCUACAUCCGUGUCUACAGCACCAUCUUCACCUCAGUAUACAUCCGUGUCUACAUCCGUGUCUACAGCACCUUCUUCACCUCAGUAUACAUCCGUGUCUACAUCCGUGUCUACAUCCGUGUCUACAGCACCUUCUUUACCUCAGUAUACAUCCGUGUCUACAUCCGUGUCUACAGCACCAUCUUCACCUCAGUAUACAUCCGUGUCUACAGCACCUUCUUCACCUCAGUAUACAUCCGUGUCUACAGCACCAUCUUCACCUCAGUAUACAUCCGUGUCUACAUCCGUGUCUACAGCACCAUCUUCACCUCAGUAUACAUCCGUGUCUACAUCCGUGUCUACAGCACCUUCUUUACCUCAGUAUACAUCCGUGUCUACAUCCGUGUCUACAGCACCAUCUUCACCUCAGUAUACAUCCAUGUCUACAUCCGUGUCUACAGCACCAUCUUCACCUCAGUAUACAUCCGUGUCUACAGCACCACCCAUAUUAAACUGUUUACAUGCUGGUUUUGGACACGUUGUCUUGCACAGUCACUCAGUUGCUGUCUUGCGCACCACAUUUCAUCCCUUUUUGUUCAGAUUCCUAUAUUUUUGCACAAUAUACUGUAUAAUAUACAGAACGCCGAGCGGUCAGUGCUAUUUUGUGUAUUUGUCCUGUAGUGUUUUGUAUUGUCUUUUGUCUUGCACUGUUUGCACGAGGUUAGUAAAAGUAACUUACUAAAAUCAUGAUACUGGAGGUAGGUUGUCUCAUUUCAUUAUGUACUACAUCAGCUAUAUGGUUGAAAUGACAAUAAAGUUGACUUUACUUGACUCGUCGUAACCAGCAGACGAACUGAUUCCAGCGUGGAGUCAGUAUUGAUCAAGACAGGACCAAGGUCACAGUAGUGUCAGAUUUUAUGUCCUAAGUAGUUUUCCUUAUUCUUUUUCGUUGAACUAUAUUUCAAGAGUAAGGACUGAACUUAUUGCAGAUGAAGCCAUGACAACACCAUCGAUUUCCACUUGUUGCGGUGAAACAUGCAACCAAACGAUUCAUAUUUUUAUCCUUGUUAUAAAUAUCUGCAUGGAGCUGUUAUUAAAAACACUGCAAUACCAAACCCUUUAUACGUCUUUGAGUUCAGCAGGUUUAAGUUCAAUCUCGACUGUCCUUCGUAUUUUUAUUUUAUUUUAUUUUUUACAUCUGUAAUAUGCUUUAAUGAGUCAUUUUGUGGAAAAAAUACUACAUGGCUUUAGAGAUGAAUGUUAGGCAUUACGUCUUGGUCCAAGAACUGCUUGUACACUCACACACACCCACAACAACACAUAACUCAUAUUCCAUUACCAUUGUGACCUUCUUCAAUCUUAUACACCUUC